UAAUUGGAUAUAUGUAUGAGGGAAUUAAAUGCGUAUCGGUCUCGAACGGCGGUGUUCAGCGGCGUUAUCGAUAAAAACCCCAGGGUUUCUUGAAUUGUUCCUAGCUUUUUUGUUUUGUCGAUGGUCGAAAUAAUUAGUGGGAUCACUAGUAACACAGCUUGGCUUGAAAUCGAGAAGGAUUUCUGUUUUCGGGGGAAGCGAACGAUCGAAUGAGGGUUUAUGGUGGGUUCUUAGCUUCAGAGAGCGGUAAUUAUGAUAUAUUCUUUCGUUUUGAACCGAGAAAGACGGGGUUGUACUUCGUCUGGGUAUCGAAAAUAGGAAUUGGUCUCAAGAAUCGUUCUUGUUAGGUUUUCUGAAUUCUUGUAUUGCAAGUUGAUCUCCCUUCUUUUUUCAUCUUUCACUGUUCUAAGAAUACAAAAAAUUGCCUUUGAAAUAAGAAGCAAUAAACCUAUCAUUGUAUGGUUACAAGGAGGGAGGAGAAGUGGAUGUCAUCAAGACCGAAUCUUGUUAAAUAUUGUUUGGGUUCCUGAAUGCUUGACCCUUGUUAAAUAUUGAUUGCGUUCUUGAAUACUUGAGUCAACUUAUCUAGUAGUGAUGCUAUCGGAGCUGUAAAUAAUUUGGUUGCGAGGUUAUUAGCAAAAUAAGGGUAUAAUGUAUGUUGUGAAUUUGUUAGACUGAAUGUUGGCAUCGGGGAGGGGGUGUAGAGAUGAACUCCACAAUGGAUGAGAUCAAUCUCCUUCGCCAGGCCCAGCGCCAUCACAUGGUGGUGAGGGGGAUAGGGGAGGAAAUUGAUUUAGAGAUAGGGCCUGGCGAUGAUGACCCUUCGUUUUCCAGGACCACGCUUGUUGGUGUACAUGCACAAGAAUCUACUGCUCCCGGAGAGAAAGAAGACCACAAGCAGCUUCUUUUGGCCUCUCAGGCCCCUAACGAAGGGCAGCAGGAGCUUGUGAAGCUGCCACAGGCAAAGAGAAAGAAGAAGGUGGUGAAAAAGUGGAGGGAGGAGUGGGCGGAUACCUAUAAGUGGGCUUAUGUUGAUUCUGUCGAUGGCAUGAAUAGGAUAUUUUGUUCUGUUUGUAGACAGUAUGGGAGGAAGCACAGGAGGAAUCCAUAUGGGAAUGAGGGAAGUAGAAAUAUGCAGAUGAGUGCGUUGGAAGAACAUAAUAAUAGCUUGCUCCACAAGGAAGCUCUUCGGCUUAAAAUGGCAUCCAAGGACAAGGGUCUGCCUGCUGCUGAGAGACCUGUCUACGUAAAAGCAUUAAUGUUAAAGAGUGCUGGAUCGAUUCUUGAAUCCAUUUUGAGAAGGGAUCCUCAUGAAGUUGAGUUCAUACAGUAUGUGCAAGAUGUGGUUCAUUCUUUAGAACCUGUGUUGGUGAAGAACUCUCAGUAUGUUCACAUCUUGGAGCGCUUGUUAGAACCUGAGCGAGCAAUAGUCUUCAGAGUGCCAUGGGUUGAUGACAGGGGAGAGAGGCAUGUGAACCGUGGCUUUCGCGUGCAAUUCAGCCAGGUGCUGGGUCCAUGCAGGGGUGGCCUUCGUUUUCAUCCAUCCAUGAACUUAAGCAUUGCCAAGUUUCUAGGUUUUGAGCAGACUAUGAAGAAUGCUCUAUCACCAUAUAAACUUGGAGGAGCUGCAGGAGGAAGUGAUUUUGAUCCAAAAGGAAAAAGUGAGACCGAGAUAAUGCGUUUUUGUCAAAGCUUUAUAAACGAGCUAUAUCGAUAUUUGGGGCCUGAACAGGAUCUUCCUGCAGAAGAUAUGGGUGUUGGUCCAAGGGAAAUGGGCUACCUCUUUGGGCAAUAUAGACGCAUCGUCGGUCUCUUUCAGAUUUUAUUGUUAUGCUUAUGCAGGGAAGUUUUUACAGGACCAAAGAUCUUCUGGUCAGGUUCUAGUCUUCGAACUGAAGCUACUGGAUAUGGACUGGUUUUCUUUGCACGCCUUAUUCUUGCUGAGACGAACAAGGAACUCAAAGGAUUAAGAUGUGUAGUUAGUGGUGCUGGGAAGAUAGCAAUGCAUGUACUGGAGAAGCUUCUAUCCUGUGGUGCCAUGCCAAUCACUAUAUCAGAUUCCAAGGGCUAUCUAUUAGAUGAAGAUGGAUUUGAUUAUGUAAAAUUUUCUUUGCUUAGGGACAUCAAGGCUCAACAAAGAAGUUUGAGAGACUAUUUGAAAUCAUAUGCACAGGCUAAGUAUGUCGAGGAUGCAAAGCCAUGGAAUGAACAGUGUGAUAUUGCAUUCCCCUGCGCUUCCCAAAAUGAAAUAGAUCAACCUGAUGCCAUUGCUUUAGUUAGUUCCGGUUGCCACAUAGUGAUAGAAGGUUCAAAUAUGCCCUGUACCCCUCAAGCAAUUGAUGUUCUGAGAAAGGCCAAAGUUCUGGUUGCUCCAGCAAAGGCAGCAAGUGCUGGUGGGGUUGCUGUUGGAGAACUUGAACUUAAUCAUGAAUACAAUUUAAUGCAGUGGUCAGCUGAGAGUUUGGAGAAUAAAUUACAGGAUGCAAUGAAGCAGACCUAUCACAGAUCGCUUAAAGCUGCAGCUGAUUAUGGAUUUCUAAAAGACAGCCCAGAAGCUUUGGUGCAUGGAGGAAACAUCUGUGCGUUCCUUAAUCUUGCUCAGGCUAUGAUCGACCAAGGCUGCACAUGAUUCAAGGUUCACAAGAUCUCAUGGUCAUCAAAUUGGAUUAAUCAAAUGGAUCAGGCUCAGAGGAGCAGGUAUAUAUGCCAAGCAUGUAAAAUUCUCCACUGACUUGGUUGCAGCGCGCACAGGUGAAGUCCUGUGUCACUCCACGUUGCUGAAAGUCUUCUUCUUUUCGGCUCAACGGAAUGGAAGAUGCUGCGACAAGAGGCCAAGGACUUGUUUGUAACGUAGACAUAAAUGUGUGGUAGGAUCUAGCAGAAAAAAAAAUCAUCCAGAGAUCUGUUGCUGUCAGGGUAUGCAUCACAUCCAAUUCACAUAUUCACUAUUGUGAAAAUGUAAAGGUGAUUAAGAAUAAAGUAAAUUAUUCUUUACUGGUCUCAGAAAUUUGGAUGAUGACAUAGACCUGUAUUCCAAUUAGUCGGGUUUCUAAACCCAUACAGGCAUCAUUACAUGACAAUUAUGAUAUUUACAUCCCUGCA
This is a messenger RNA of Phoenix dactylifera (date palm), 3102 nucleotides long. The record is from RefSeq and is a predicted model, not a curated record. NCBI's taxonomy places the organism in Eukaryota, Viridiplantae, Streptophyta, Magnoliopsida, Arecales, Arecaceae.